AUGCGAAAAAGAAUUUUACAAGGCGGCAAUGAUUUCGACAUCACCACCCUCGCUGGACUUGCCGUCCGCCUUCCAGUCGCCGCACAAGCCGGUGACGAAAGCAGCGCCGGCGGCGGCGAUGCCGAUGGCGAAGGCGACCUUGACGCCGGCCAUGUAGGACAUGACGAUGCCGGGGACAUCGGCGGGGUCGAAGACGGUGCGGAUGGCGGUGGCGCCGGUGGCGAUGACGGCGGCGGGGUCGACGGAGGGCGCGGCGGUGGACAACUUGUUGAGGAGUUGGUUGGCGAAGGCGGCUUGGCCGGCGGUGACGCAGGCGGUGCUGCCGAAGUUUUGGAAGACUGGGGUGAUGGACGAAACGUCAGUGGGCUGAGCGCCGCGCUGGCCGACAAUGAUGGGGAUCUGGUAAGCGGCACCCCAGCCGAGGCCGGCGAGGACCUGGAAGCCGAUCCAGCUGCCGGUACCGGAGCCGAUAUCAAGAGUGUAGAUGAGACCGGUUCCGACGGUGGCGACGGCAGCACCGGCAACGAGGACGGGCAUGGCGCGGUUGGUGGCGGAAAUGAAGGCACCAGAGGCGAUCAUGGCAAUGGUAACGGCGACGAUGAGGGGAUGUUGCGAAUGCCCGAGGUGAUGGGCGCGACACCGGCGACGCUCUGGAACGAAGAAGGCGGCGAAGAGGCUACCGAUGCCGACGGAACGAGUCAUGACGAGGCGGGGCACGAUGACGGCGCGCUCACCCAUGCGGGCCUCCCAGACGACGAAGGCGAUGGAGAUGACGAAGAAACCGACGAGGGUGCCGAUGACGACGGAGGAGCUCCAGGGCUCGGUCUGGCCACCCUUUUCGAGAGCGAGCAUGAAGCAGAUGAUGGCGCCCAUGAUGAGGGAAGUGCCGACGACGUCCAUGUGGAGGAACUUUUCGCGCCAAGUCGCGGGCGUGGGCAGGGCGGCGCGCGGGGUGCGGAAGAAGAAGAGGAUGAUGGCGGCGGCGACGCCGCCGAUGGGCAAGUUGAUGUAGAAGCACCAACGCCAGGAGAUGCGGUCGGAGAAGACGCCGCCCAGCAAGGGCCCGCAGACGGAGGCGAUGCCGUAGGACAGGCCGAUGAAGCCGGUGGGCGCGAUGAAGGCGAUGAUGGUGUAGGCGCCCGUACCGAUGCCGGCGGCGCCAAGGCCCGUGAUGGCGCGGCCGAGGAUGAGGACGAUGGGGUUGGGGGCGAGGGCGCAGAUGAGGCUGCCGACUUCGAGGACGAGGACGGAGGCGAGGAAGGUGUACUUGAGGCUGAAGAAGCGGUAGCCUUUGCCCCAGGCGGUUUGGUAGCUGCCGUUGGUCAUGAAGAAGGCGGCGCCGUACCAGGAGACUUUGUCGAUGCCGCCGAACUCGUCGGUGAUUUUGGGGAUGGCGGUGGCGACGAUGGUCUGAGGGGAGAAGACACACGAGAGUUAAUACUAAGGGAUCAAAACGGGAAGGGGAGAAACAAGAAAAAGGGAAAACGUACCAUGUCGAGAGAGGCGAGGAAGAUGCUAAAGAUGAGGGCGAGGAUGGUCGCGACUAAGCGGAAGCCCGUCGGAUACUCUCCCUCGUCCGCGGACGAAGAGGCAGCCGCCGCGGGAGCAACAUUGUUGUCGGAGGCGCUCGCGGCGGAGGAGGAGGCGGCCACGUCCUUUCGAGGAUGGUUUGGUUACGAGGAGGAUAUCAUCCUCGUCUCGUAG
Parascedosporium putredinis is the source of this 1704-nucleotide messenger RNA. NCBI's taxonomy places the organism in Eukaryota, Fungi, Ascomycota, Sordariomycetes, Microascales, Microascaceae. The record is from the annotation of a GenBank genome assembly.